UCGCUAUUGGCGGCCGGAGGACGGAUCUGCGGGUGAAUGAUUGACCACAAAUUGGGAGAAGAAGAAAAGGAAGAUGCGAAGGAGGAACGUCGCUCUUUCUUGGAGGACUGCGCAGGGAGAAAGGAGCAACCAUGGGGGCAGGAUCCGGGGUCAGAAAUUUCUUCUCCAGAGAUUCGGUUCCGACCAAGAAAGUGCCGGGAAUAUGUGGAACCAAAUACCCGCUGAGUAUUCUGUUCAUCAUCAUCAACGAGUUCUGCGAGAGAUUCUCCUACUAUGGAAUGAAAGCUGUCCUGACACUUUACUUCCUGAACUACUUGGGAUGGGACAGGAACCGCACAACCACCAUCUACCACGCCUUCUCUGGGCUCUGCUACUUCACCCCGAUCCUCGGGGCCCCCAUCGCUGACGCCUGGCUGGGCAGAUUCAACACUAUCUUUUAUCUGUCCAUUUUGUACUUUUUCGGUUUUGUGAUCAAUUUUGUGGGGGCCAUCCCGGAUAUUGGAAGCGGUGAGUUGCACGUGGUUCUGUCUAUGAUUGGUCUGAUUGCCAUCGCCUUCGGGACCGGCGGUAUCAAGCCCUGCGUCACGGCUUUUGGUGGUGACCAGUUCGAUGCAGAACAUGUAAAAGAGAGAGGAAAAUUCUUCUCCAUCUUCUACAUGUCCAUCAACGCCGGCAGUCUCAUCUCCACCUUAGUGACGCCGAUUCUCAGAGGAGGCGUCCAGUGCUUUGGGCAGGAUUGUUACGCUUUGGCGUUUGGCGUUCCGGCCGUUUCGAUGCUUUUUGCUCUGAUUGUGUUUGUCAGCGGGAGCGGGAUGUACAAGAAGUACCCGCCGCAAGGAAACAUCUUAGCCCAAGUCUUCAAGUGUAUCGGAUUUGCCAUCAAGAACCGCUGGAGGCAUCGCGCCAAGCAAUUCCCCAAACGGGGGCACUGGCUGGACUGGGCCUCUGAGAGCUAUUCGAAAAAACUCAUCACAGAAGUGAAAAUGGUGACCAAAGUCCUCUUUUUGUUCAUCCCCUUCCCGAUGUUCUGGGCUCUCUACGACCAGCAGGGAUCGCGAUGGACUCUUCAGGCUACAAGAAUGAACGCCGAUUUCGGUGCAUUUGUCAUGCAGCCGGACCAGAUACAGAUCCUGAACUCACUUCUAAACCUCUUUCUGGUCCCGGUGUUUGAUCUGGGGAUCUACCCUCUUGUCAGGCUUUGCAAGAUCAACUUCCACCCCAUCGCAAAGAUAGCCAUCGGCAUGCUGCUGGCAGCUCUGGCCUUCGCUGUUGCCACCGUUGUGGAGAUCAAAAUUAAUGAGACGAAUCCGCUCGUUCCAAAGCCGGGAGAGGCCACCGUGCAGAUCCUGAACUUUGCAGGACAAGACGCCACCGUCCAGAUUCCGAACAAUUCUCCGUUCACCCGACCGUCACUGAUCGGCGGAGAUUUCCAGGACCCAAAUUACAAGAAGAUUAACGUCACCGGCACUACAAAUGUGAAUGUGGAAAUUGGGACACAAAGCAUUUCCUGCUCAGGCAUUCGUGAGGAUAAAACGUUCUCCUUAUUGGUGGAUAGACACACAGACAGUUCUCUGUAUUGUAGGACGAUCGAAGAUCCCAAUAAGAAGCCAGAGAACGGAUUGGCGGGAGUCAGAUUCAUCAAUUUGCUCCCAGAAACGAUCUACAAUCUCCAUAUUGCUGAUGAAACGAUCAAUGUUACCAACAACAACGUAUCGAAAUAUCUCACCCAGAAAAGAGCUUUCACCAAACUGACCGUGACUUACAACGAACGCGACUACACGAUCGACCUCGAUCUCCUGGACUUUGGUGCGGCAUACACAGCAGUGCUGAGGGAGGUGGAUGACACCAAGAAAGUAAUAAAAGCCUACAAGGUGGAGGACAUCGAUGCAAACAGCGUGCACGUGGCGUGGCAGAUCCCGCAAUACUUCCUGCUGAGCGCCGGAGAGGUCAUGUUCUCAGUCACCGGCUUAGACUUCUCCUAUGUCCAGGCUCCAGCCAGUAUGAAGUCCGUCCUCCAGGCCGGGUGGCUGCUCACUGUGGCUUUUGGCAACGUCAUCGUGCUGAUUGUGGCCCAAGCCGGAUCCAUGGAACAGUGGGCGGAGUUUAUCCUGUUUGCCGCACUCCUGGUCGCUGUCUCCGUCAUCUUCUCCAUCAUGGGAUACUUCUUCGUUCCGGUGGAUCCCAACGACCUGAAAGAAGACGACGACGCCGAUAUGAAGAAGCCAAUCCCCGACUUCUAUGAGACCGGAAUAGACAACGUGGAGGAGAAGAAGACGAAGAUCUAAAAUGUAGAAAACGGAAAAAUACACAAAAUGUCAUAAAAAUUUGUUAUUAAAAACUUCUUUCUAUAAAUCCGCAA
Molecule: messenger RNA, 2359 nt
Organism: Rana temporaria (common frog)
Lineage: Eukaryota; Metazoa; Chordata; Amphibia; Anura; Ranidae
Product: solute carrier family 15 member 2-like
Exons: 23
Coding region: 132-2285 (717 amino acids)
Biological process (GO): transmembrane transport; oligopeptide transport
Cellular component (GO): membrane
Molecular function (GO): dipeptide transmembrane transporter activity
Source: RefSeq, a predicted model, not a curated record